CGGGGGGCGGUGCCGGAAGCACGUGCGGCGGCGGCCGGAGGAUGGAGGCCGGUGCGGCGCGGCGGGCGGGCGGCGGCGGGGUGCUCAGGAUGGGCCGCCGAGCCCGCCCGGACUUCCUUCCGGAUGAAAAUCUCAGCAGGAAGAAUUCCUCGUCUGCUUCUCUGGGAGAGGAUGAAGACCCUGAGGAAAAUGUUGACCAUGGUCCACCACCUAAACCUCCACGCCGGCAAGGAGGCUGGGCAGAUGAUCCUGUACCAGCACCUACCAAGUCAGGAAGAAAGCAUGCAGAAGAAUUAGAAGACCAUCGUCUCAGACAGCACAGCGUGGAGGCAUCAGAUGAUGGAGGAGACAUUCCCGUGAUCCCUGACUUGGAGGAAGUCCAGGAAGAAGACCUCGCCAUGCAAGUGGCAGCUCCCCCCAGUGUACAGGUGAACAGAGUGCUGACCUACCAUGAUCUGGACAAAGAUCUCAUGAAUUAUGCUGCCUUUCAGACUCUGGAUGGAGAGGUUGACCUGAAACUUCUCACCAAAGUUUUGGCUCCAGAGCUUGAACUACAAGAGGAUGAUGUCAGCUGGCAUUGGGACCGUCUUUUCACAGAGGUGUCCUCAGAACUGGUGACUGAAUGGGACCUGGGACAGUCUGAGAGAGAGGACCACCUCAGUCUGCCGUAGAGCACUGACACACAAGACAUCUCAUACAUGCAUCCCCUGUAAACAGUUUAGCACUUCAAUUUUCUAUUCACUUGUUUGUAUUUGAGAAUUUAUUUCCGAUGUGAAAAUAAGUAGGACCUUGUUUCAUGGGAAGACUGGCUCGGGAGAAGUUUUGGGUAUUUUGUAAUAAAAAUAUUUGUUCUCAAAAGAGAUUAAGAAUUCUAAAUGUAAUAAAAUAUUUACUUAUGAAUAGUCACUUCCACCUCACUAGCACUGUUAUAGAUAACUGCAACAGUCAAUCUUACCUCUACCGAAAUGCAGCUUCUCUGGGGUGGACAAUCUUACCAAUUGUGGUCUUCAAUGAUGGGUAUCAGAGAAGCUUAGGCUGAUAGGAUUUGUUUGCCUGGGACAUCAACAUUGCCAUCUUCCUCACAACAGAUGCCACAGAUUCUCAGGGUACCUGUUUUAGGUUUCAUCCAGCAGCCUCCAGCCAUCCUCUGCUAGUUUAGCUUCUCUCCUGGUACAUUACCUCUGUAUUGACUCAGAGGAAGCAGCGUCACCUAUUGAACUGCCAGUACUCCGCUUCUUAAGGCACCUCUUUUUUCCCUUGAGGUGUCCCAGCAAAGUUCUGACCAGGCCUAACCCCACUUAGCUUUUGCAAUCAGGUGAGAUCACAUCCCGAAUGGAGAUAGCUUCAGGCAAUAGGUAGUUUGCAAAGAAAAUACUGUUUAUUCCACCUCUGUGAAAGAAUGGAGCCUGCUGCUCUGAAACAAGGUGACUCCCUAGUGGGUGUCUCCUUGGAACCAAGUAACCCACUCUCAUUGUCAUCUAAAGAAAAAUCCAUUUAGCUGUUAAUGCUUUGUCCCCAUAGAACUGUGGUCAUUAUUUGCAGGAAACAGUAACAUUACUUCCAAGCCAAUGUCCUUCAAAGCCUUGUCCUGCUGGAGAAUCUUGCUAUAUAGUUCUGGGGAGCAGUGCAGGCGCUGGGAGGAAGACUUGCUGUGCUUUUUUCCUUAGCUUCUUUGGUCAGUCUAAUAUAGCACUGCAUUCCCACUCUUGUACUGAUGGGAGGACAGGUCAAAUGUCAAAUAACUUGCUAUGAAUUCAGUACUCUGCAGAAUUUCAUAUCAGAAUUGAUACGCCAAACAAUUCUACCGACAAGAGAGAAGCAAUUGAAUUCCAGUCUGGGGCCACAAAAAAAAGGGAGAGGCUCAUCUGUCUCAAGGAGCCUCUGGCUUGGAACCCUGGGCAGGGAUGCUCUGGGAUGGGAGGUAAGUGUGUGUGGUCCAGGUCUGUGCCCACUUUGGGACCUUGGGAGCUCAGCAAAUACUCGGGUGGAGUUGGAGUUGGAAAAUAUCACAGCCUUCUCUGUUUCGAGCCAGAAAGAGGAAACUUUGAUAAUUUGGUCUGACCUGCUAUGAUACAGCCAUAGCAGAGUCCAGCGAGAUGUGGCUGAGCUUUCCCUGUCUUUUAGAAAGGCAGACAGUAUAUUUGAAAGUCUUCCCUGGUUAGGUUUUCUAAUAGGUGGUUCAAAAUUUGCUUUAUUUCUAGGCUCAGUUUUUGAGUUUCAUCUUCUGUUCCCUGAGCCUGCUUAUGCUUUCGUCUUCCCAGUUAAGCCAUGCUGUCAGAUAUUUUCUCCUUGCUUCAGUAUUUAUGUGCACUGUGAUCAAGUUGCCUCUUUAAUUUCCUUCAAUAAACUUAAUAGGCUGAGACUUGUUUCCAUGUCUU
This is a messenger RNA of Cuculus canorus (common cuckoo), 2378 nucleotides long. It is a transcript of the gene IFT43, whose product is annotated as intraflagellar transport 43. The coding region runs from base 42 to 671 and encodes 209 amino acids. Gene Ontology annotation, biological process: intraciliary retrograde transport. Gene Ontology annotation, cellular component: intraciliary transport particle A; cilium. Lineage: Eukaryota; Metazoa; Chordata; Aves; Cuculiformes; Cuculidae. The record is from RefSeq and is a predicted model, not a curated record. The transcript is spliced from 10 exons.